Messenger RNA from Cantharellus anzutake, 1080 nucleotides. Its product is annotated as tryptophanyl-tRNA synthetase. Gene Ontology annotation, cellular component: mitochondrion; mitochondrial matrix. Gene Ontology annotation, molecular function: tryptophan-tRNA ligase activity; ATP binding. Gene Ontology annotation, biological process: mitochondrial tryptophanyl-tRNA aminoacylation. Bases 1 to 1080 code for a protein of 359 amino acids. The record is from RefSeq and is a predicted model, not a curated record. NCBI's taxonomy places the organism in Eukaryota, Fungi, Basidiomycota, Agaricomycetes, Cantharellales, Hydnaceae. The transcript has 7 exons.
AUGCACAGAGUUUUCAGUCGUUCAAGACCAACCCCCUCAUACAGGCGGUCUUCCUCUUUUCGUAGCCGGCAGAGAAAGGUAAUAUUUUCUGGGAUCCAACCUACUGGAGUGCCCCAUCUAGGGAACUAUUUGGGAGCGUUGGUAAAUUGGGUCCAUCUCCAGAAAGCCUCUCAACCAGAUGACCAGCUCAUCUAUUCCGUUGUGGGGCUGCACGCCAUAACACUGCCUCAAGAUCCUGCCCAAUUAAGGCAGGAAAAAAGGGCGGCAAUGGCCACAUUGCUUGCGAUUGGAAUCGACCCCACACGUAGCAUAUUAUUUCACCAAGAUGAGGUAUCAGAGCAUGCGGAGCUGGCAUGGAUCUUAGGGUGCCUAGCUCCGCUCGGACGCCUCAACCGCAUGACCACGUAUAAAGCCAAAAUCAGCACCGGUAAAACAGAUGAGCGCUUGGGGCUUUUCUCAUAUCCUGUAUUACAAGCAGCGGAUAUAUUGCUCUACAAGGCGACCCAUGUGCCGGUAGGCGAGGAUCAACGCCAACACCUCGAGCUCACUCGUGAUCUGGCACAAGCCUUCAAUCAACAAUUUCGGGCAGAAACCUUCCAUCUUCCUCAGGAUAUCAUCACUCCCUCGAAACGAAUUUUUUCCCUUCGUGACUCUUCGCAAAAAAUGUCAAAAUCUGCCGCCGACCCAAAGUCCCGUAUUGGACUAACGGAUACUGCCGACGAGAUCGCCCUCAAAAUCCGCAAGGCAAUCACUGAUUCCUCUCACGAGAUCGUUUGGGACCCUAAGGACCGACCAGGGGUCAGCAACCUCCUCACCAUCCUGCACGCGUGUACAACGGAUCCCGCCCUGGAUACGUCCGCUACCGCGGAGUUCAGGAAUACGAGCCUAGUCGACUUCAAGAGCAGAGUGGCCGAAGCAGUCGAAAGUCGAGUUGCACCUAUCCGCUCCGAGUUUCAUCGUCUGAAUUCAGACGAGGGGUAUAUUCAAUCAGUGUCACGCAAUGGUGCAGAGCGAGCACGUUCAAUUGCCUCGAGGACGUUACAGGAAGUGAAAUCUAGAAUUGGGUUAGAAGCUAUUUAA